Messenger RNA from Caenorhabditis angaria, 2883 nucleotides. NCBI's taxonomy places the organism in Eukaryota, Metazoa, Nematoda, Chromadorea, Rhabditida, Rhabditidae. The record is from the annotation of a GenBank genome assembly.
AUGCCACCAUUCACCGGCGAAGAGCCAAUUAUGCCGAUUCUUGAUGAAUCACCGUCGGUUGAGAUGCAAAAGUUUCGGCACGUGGCUGGGGUUCAGGAUGAGGAUUUUGAACGCGAGAUUGAUGAGGCAGUGUUGGAGGGACCGAGAGGAUCGAUUUUGAAAAUUGGACGGUGAGAUUUGGGUUUGAACUUGUAGAUGUUUUACGGUUUUUUCAAAAGCUUGAUUUGAUUUUAAAAAAUUUUUAAAGCCUACAAGAUUCUGAAUUUUUCAUUAACUCUCUGAAGACCCUGUUAAAGACAGUUAGAAUUGAGAUUUAAGAGUUAUUUAGUCCUUCUCUUACGAUUUCCUUUCCUGAUGUUCCAAUUCAAAAAACUCGCAGAAAAAAAUAAAUAAAUUCAAACGGUUUGAAAGCGCGGUACAGACAUACACCGCGACGCACAAUUACACACUACAAGUUGUAGUCUACAACCAUUUGUCAACUACAGUAGCCCAGUAUAAAAUAUAUUUGGUGUGUUUUUGGUCAAAACUAUUUUGGGCUAAAAAUAAAAAUUUCGAAAAAAAAAACCAGUUCAACUGGAUAGCUGUCUUUAAAUUUGUUCUGAAAUUUUUACACCUUCAGUAUUUUUUUUUAGAAAUCUUGCUAGGCUUAUAAUCCCUGAUUCAAUGAUUUUUAGUCUUUUGAAUUCUGAACUUGCGUUAGACUUGAACUUAUAUUCAAAUUAAUGAGUCUAUUGAGAAUUACAAAAGCUCUCUUGUGACAAGUCUAGGAUCAAUUUCCACAUUCCGUGAACUCCAAUUCUACCUUUCCACAGUCUUUCAAACCUUAUGACUCUAUCUCUAUCCUCCAGCUUCUCAAAGUUAUCUCAUCUCCAGCUGACCAAAAACCUUGUCUUGUCGCAUGACAAUAAAACGUUCCGCUCCAUCGCCAAAAACUUUGUGUUCUGCUGCACUUUUUCCUCGUCGAAGUAUACUUUGAACUCAAAACAUAAUUGAAAUUUUGUCAACCAGGAAGGAUUAUCCCAGAAAAAAACAGGGAACUUUUGAAUUUCAACAAUUUCGAGGGAAAAAAUGUGUGAAUAACAUCAUCUUGACUUUUGGUUUUACGUGAAAAACAACUAAUUAUCAAAUGGUCCCGGGGGAGCUAAAAAUGGCUGCGCUCAAAAAAUUUUCAUCAAUAACUCACUAUCAGUAGUAACCCACUUAAAAAUACACAUAAAUGAUUCAAAUAUUCAGGUAUGAUUGGUUUUUUUUUAAAUCAAAAAAAAUUCCAUCUCAAAUAUUUUCCAGAGGCGUUCACUGUGUAUCAAAUUCGCUGCGUCCACUUCUAACAUUCUUCCGAAUCUUGGCAAUUUUCCCAACCGAUUGUGAUCGACGAGUUCGUCGGCGACGCAGCAAGCAGACAAUCCUCAAAUACUGUUUCUAUUUGAUCUACGUGCUAUGUGUGAUUCUUCUCAACUCAUAUUUAAUCAGUUUCAAUUAUCGGGUACUCGGUCUCUACAGGGUCAAAUUCGGACUAAUGCAUACUGGAACAGUCGCUUCGAUGAUAACCGCCACAAAACCUGUGAUAAAUGUGGUCGUCAUAUUCCUAAGUCUAAUCACAUUUCGACAACAUCGCCGGCUUCUAAAAACCAUCGAUAUGGUGGAUGUUUGCUUCAGAAGUGCGUUCAAUGUUUCGCCAUCGCUGAAAAUCUACAAAUUCGUCUUCUUCCUCAUCUUAUUCUUGGUCUUCAUGUCUAGUUUAACGCUGAAGAUUGCUGAAUUUAUCGGAACUGAACAAGUCUUCGGACACGCUAUUAUGUCGGAUAUGUCGUUUUUGAUUGUGCCAUUGUUAUCGCUUUGGAAUAUUAUACCAUUGUUAUAUUAUCAUUUGUAUAAUGUUUUGAUUCGGUUUUAUUGUCGGUGAGUUGAGGAAAUUUUUGAUUUUUGGUUGGUUUUUAAAGUUGAAGCGCACUUUCUAGAAAAAACAAGCUUGAUUGAUUUUUUUAUUAUUCAAAAAUUCGAUUUGAAAAAAUAUUUCUUGGCACUGUGAACGUACAAUUAAGUUUUCAAGAUAAAAUUGCAGACCUGAAAUUUUCACAUUCUUAAAAUGAUGAUCAAAUCGUUUAAAACACCUACUAGUUAUCUCUAAAAUGAGCAGUCUUUGGCCAUCCAGCUGAAAAUUUACAGUAGUCUAGACUAGCCUUAUUUUCUGAAGAAUCGACAGCAAAAGAUCUAUCAUAAAAUUUUCCUGGAUGAAAAAACUCCAAUUUUUUCAGAACCCUAAUUCGCUCUAUGAAUCGUGAACACAAAAAACGCCACUUCUCACUCAAAUUCUACUAUGAGCAAUUCCUACGCAUCACAAAUGUUCAAGAAGCCGUCGGCGAGGUUUUCAACCCAUUUCUGCUGUUCUCUCUCGCCUGGAGUCUUAUAGUCGUGUGUUUAACCAUCUACUUUCUCUCUGAAGACACCUCGGUACUUAUGGUGCCAAUAACAGCCGAUCAGAUCAAUAAUCUAGAGAUCAGAAACAAACUCAACACAACUGUUCAUUUCUCAAUCUGUUGGGCGUCUUAUCAAUUGAUCAUGGCACUAUUUCAUAUUGCGAUGAUUUGCGCCACCGGAAUGCGGACGAAUGAAACGACGCGGCAAAUCGUGAACGCCGUGUUGAGAAUCGUCCCGGAUGCCAACGCAGACUUGGAUCGUUUCCAAAUCUCGUGCUUUGUUCACAAAAUGACAACACAAUUUAUGUGGGGAAUGACUGUUUGGCGAGCUUUUCCGCUCGAACGUGCCACAUUUUUCACAAUUUUAUCGCUGGUUGUGACGUAUUCGCUGAUUUUAUUCCGCUUCAAGGAGAACAACAUUCCGCUUCGGGGAGGUGAUCCGACAAAUGCAACCUAUGCUGGUUAA